Hydractinia symbiolongicarpus is the source of this 1808-nucleotide messenger RNA. RefSeq names its product heat shock 70 kDa protein 14-like. Gene Ontology annotation, cellular component: ribosome; cytoplasm. The record is from RefSeq and is a predicted model, not a curated record. The transcript is spliced from 17 exons. Gene Ontology annotation, molecular function: heat shock protein binding; misfolded protein binding; ATP hydrolysis activity. Bases 214 to 1731 code for a protein of 505 amino acids. NCBI's taxonomy places the organism in Eukaryota, Metazoa, Cnidaria, Hydrozoa, Anthoathecata, Hydractiniidae. Gene Ontology annotation, biological process: cellular response to unfolded protein; protein refolding.
UCAAGUUUUUAAAAAAUUGAAUUUCUUUUGGUAACACAAGUUUCUUCAUCUAGUUAAGGUUAUUGGUCAUGUAUUUUUUGAAAAAAAUGUUUUGUUAAUUGUUAUUAGCAGACUUUGUAGAGUCAGUCUUAGAGUAUUUGUAUUAUACAAUUGAUUUGUUAUUUUUUCAUGUUUCUAUAAAAUCAUAGUUUUAAAAGCAUAUUUAGUUAUAACAUGGCAUCUGCAGGAAUACACUUUGGAAAUACAAACAGUGUCAUAGCUGUCUACAAGGAUGGAAAGGUUGAAAUAGUUUCCAACGAAACUGGAGACCGAGUUACUCCAACAAUUGUUGCAUAUACCGGAUCAGAAAAACUUGUUGGUCAGCCUGCUAAGCAAUAUUUAACACGGAAUCCUUCAAGCUGUAUAUCACAAAUCAAAUCCUCCAUAGGACAAAGCUUCACAGAUGAUCAUAUCAAUCAGAUAAAAGAUGGCGCAUCAUGCGAGAUUUCAAAUGUGAAAGGAAGUAUAUCAUUUAAAGUUAAAGUGGAGGAUAACUUUGUAAAAGUGUCGUCAAUAAAGGCAGCUUCUUAUAUCUUCACAAAACUUUUAGAAAUUGCUGAACAUGUUGGUGGCAGUGAUUUAGAAGAUGUAGUACUUGCAGUGCCUCAUAAUUUUUCAGAAGAGCAAAAGCUGUCUUUAUGUGAAGCAGCUGAAGAUAUAGGUUGUAAUGUUCUAAGAGUGAUAUCAGAGCCUGCUGCAGCUCUUUUAGCAUAUGGUAUUGGCCAAGAAGAUCCAACAGUACAUGGUAAUAUUUUAGUGUAUCGGUUAGGAGGUUCGUCCAUGGAUGCAACUGUGAUGAAUGUUAAUAGUGGAAUGUACCGUGUUUUUAGUCAAAAGUGCAACCCGAAUUUUGGAGGGAAAGAUUUCGAUAAAGUUUUAGUUCAACAUUUUCAGAAAGAAUUUCAAAGGAAAUAUAAAGAGGAUAUAUCAAGCAAUAAACGAGCAAUAGGAAAACUGACCACGGCUGUUGAAACAUGCAAACAUGGCCUCACACGAAUGCAGUCAACUUCAUGUGCUGUGGAUUCACUCUAUGAUGGUUUGGAUUUUCAUUCGCAAAUUCCAAGAGCAAAGUACGAGUCCCUCUGCAGUCACUUGUUUACACAAUGUUUGCAACUAAUAGAUGAGUCAUUACAGUCUUCAAAUUUAACAGAAUCACAGAUUGACACGGUUAUACUUGCCGGUGGUGGUUCGAACAUGCCUCGAUUAAUCAAUCUAGUUAAAGAGCGCUUUAAAUCUUCUGAAUUUUUAACUAAAUACUCCCCGGAGGAGUUACUUGCGCGAGGAGCAGCACUGCAGGCAGCGCUACUGCAAGGUCGGGAAGAUAUAAAUGCUUCGAGUCCUAGCUUACAAUGUUUAUCAAAAAAUAUCGGUAUAAAGAUCUCGAAAGAUGGGAAUGAGCAGAUGGAAGUUAUUAUCAAUAAAAAUACGCCAGUACCAACAAGACGGAGUAGAACUUUCAAAUGCGACGCGCAACAGACAUCUGUUUGCGUCUGUGUGUGCGAAUCUGUUGAUACAAACAUAGAAACUUCGAGACUACUAGCAAAGCUCGCUAUGAAAGACUUAAACGAAAAUUCUGAAAAAGAAUUACUCAUAAAUUUUGAAGUAAAUCGGAAUGGUUAUCUACAAGUCACGCUAACGGAAAAAGUCUCAAAUAGAACGGAACAACUUACUAUAGAGAUCGAACACACAUGAUGCAUCCUUGUUAUCUGUUACUAAAUAAUUUUUGUAAAGCUAUCAUGAGCAUGACUAAUUUUUUUUUUAUUUGUGAA